Messenger RNA from Paramacrobiotus metropolitanus, 1934 nucleotides. RefSeq lists its product as uncharacterized. Lineage: Eukaryota; Metazoa; Tardigrada; Eutardigrada; Parachela; Macrobiotidae. The record is from RefSeq and is a predicted model, not a curated record. Bases 212 to 1786 code for a protein of 524 amino acids. The transcript is spliced from 7 exons.
AACGCUUUCUGAAUUUUUAUUGUUGGUUUUGAAAAUUUUGAUUUCAACUUUUUUUGACUUCUCGUGUACUGGUACGGUCGUAUCAUUGCCCGUGUUAUAAAAUUUAUUGUACAUUUGGAUUCCAUUACAGAAGUUACUCCAUAUAGUGCGCACAGUAGUAGCAAAUUACCGUUUGAAAAUCUGCUCCAUUCUUUGGCUGUAACCGUGUACCAUGAAACGCCAGCGAGCAAUUCCUUCGUCGCUUCCAACGGGAAUCUCUGUGACAAGCGCCCGUCCCGUUCUCCGCGCCUCCACCAAAUUCAACCAGAUCGUACCAGCGUCCCCCGCAGCCAUGUCCUACAAAGAUCUCGUUAAAGUGGUCGGCGUGGAUCCGGAGUCGAAUCCUUCAUACUGGCGCAAAGCGAUCGACCACUCAGCGGAGACAGUGGUCUUCUUCCAGGUGGAUCUGCGCGGCAUUCUGCCCCGCAUGUGCAAGAGCGUGCGCAUCUGCCAGGCCGAGGAGAACCAGCAGCUGCUUCUAGUCCCUUCAGUGUAUAUCGGGGACACGCUGCUGAGCGGCAGUUACGUGAAAACCAUCAUCGGAAAACGAUUCUUGGCCGACGAGGACGAUCUCAUGAAACUGCUGGAGCACGCGGGCAUUCUGCAGGAAAACGAAGAGUUGGCAGAAGAUAAAGAGGAGAACCGGGCUACUGCGGAGGGGGAUGAGGAUACGGGGGAGAACUACAUGUUUGUGGCGGAACCAGUGGCUAAGAAGAUGAAACAGAGAGAGAAGCGCGAUCUAACGGCGAAUGCACAGUGGGACUCGGAGUCGGACAGCGCCUUGCCCGGUGUGCCUGGCGACUGGCCCGGACGCUCAAAAACUCCGCCCAAAAAAUUGAGGCAGCAGGAAAAACGGAAGACACAGGCCAGUGCCACAACAGCGCCGCGGAUAACAAGAGCGAGAUCUGCGCAUACCACUGCGGAAAACGAUGCUACGGGCAGUGCGCCUGUUCAUGGUCGUCGUCAGCCGAUUGAUCUCAACGCCCUCUUCGUACCGGAUGCUGUGGAUGCCGAAGCAUCCUCCCGACAUGCCAAUGCGUCGCUAUCGCAGGAGGACACUCCCAUGGAGAGUGAUUAUGAUACCGGCGGCCUCCCCGUUGCUGAUGAAGAUAACGAUGAAUUCGCACUGGGCUUCGAUGCUGAACUUCCUGGUCCAUCCACAGCAGACGACACUGGCGACGGCGCUGUUGAUAGCCCGGAAGUGAACGAACCCGUAGACGGCAGCGGACAUUGUGGAAGCGGUUCAGCUUCGGGUACAUCAGUCAAACCUCGGAAGCCCGCACCACACCACACCAGUACAUCGGAGCCAAGUGAUGGUACCGCCAGAUUAAGCAGAUAUCGUUUCCCAUUCGAGAUCGACGGUGACGAGAAAGUUCUGUUGAUCCAAGGAUUUCCGGGGACUAGAAUCUUCAUCGAAAUCGGCAAGAAGGAAUUCCUGGAAUCCAGCAUCAGAAAAAGAGAUAAAACGGAGGGCUCCUAUAUGGCGGAUCUCUGCCGGUAUCUGUUUCUCGAGGAUGACACGCCCUAUCAAGGGGUUGAAGAGCUGAAAAAACUCACCGAUCAGCAAGAGAAGGGAAAAUCUGGAGUCCAGGGCAUUUUUGGUCGUGCAUUCAUCGACGUCAUAAAAGCGUGGGCGGAAUCCGUUGGGUUAUCUACAAGAAGCGAUAGUAUCACGACAGGCAUGAAUAACUGGAAGAGUCAAGAGAUAAUCGCAUUUGACCGCCGCAAUCGCAGCAAACAGCCGUAACGCCCUCAUCCUCCGUGGCUAACGAUUUCGAUACAGUGACCUUUCAAGUCUGUACAUACAUAAUUGUUGUUCUUGUUUUCUUUUUUCUUUAUUCCUGCACUACAAUUUCAUGAUUUCGCAGUCGUGUAACAAUAAAUUCUUGACUUUA